AUGGCUUCUUCCCUUUUCACAAAGAUUCUUUUAGCUCCUCGCUCGAUUCACACUUCCUCCUUAUUCACUCACCACCCACCAAUUCUCUCUUCUCUCUUCAAUAAGCAACUGUUCUCUGUUCGAGCUGUUCCAACCUUUACAGCCCAAACCACUAGGUUGACUGGUUGGGCUCCUUGUAUGGCUUCUUCAAUAGUUAGUAGAAGAGCUACAUAUUCAACACGAUCUGCGCCUACAAGUGAGCCUGUUGUUUCUGUAGAUUGGCUUUAUGAAAACUUGAAGGAGCCUGAUAUUAAGGUGGUGGAUGCAUCCUGGUACAUGCCGGAUGAGCAAAGGAAUCCAAUUCAAGAGUAUCAGGUUGCUCAUAUUCCUGGGGCUCUUUUCUUUGACAUAGAUGGAAUAGCAGAUCGCACUACAAAUUUGCCGCACAUGUUGCCAUCAGAGGAAGCGUUUGCCGCUGCUGUUUCUGCUCUUGGCAUACAGAACAAAGAUGAUCUAGUUGUUUAUGACGGAAAAGGACUAUUUAGUGCAGCUCGUGUUUGGUGGAUGUUCCGAGUGUUUGGGCAUGAUAGAAUUUGGGUAUUAGACGGUGGCCUGCCAAGAUGGCGUGCAUCUGGUUACGACGUUGAAUCUAGUGCUUCGAGUGAUGCUAUUCUUAAAGCCAGUGCUGCAAGUGAGGCAAUAGAGAAAGUAUAUCAGGGACAAGCAGUUGGUCCAAUCACAUUUGAGACUAAAUUUCAGCCACAUCUUGUAUGGACCCUUGAACAGGUAACAAAAAAUAUAGAGGAAAAAUCUCACCAACAGGUAGAUGCUCGAUCAAAGCCCAGGUUUGAUGGAAUUGCACCAGAGCCCAGAAAGGGAAUCAGAAGCGGUCAUGUACCUGGCAGCAAAUGCGUUCCUUUUCCCCAGAUUUUAGAUAGUUCACAAGCAUUGUUACCAGCAGACGAGCUUAAGAAGCGAUUUGAACAAGAAGGCAUCUCUUUGGAAAAGCCGGUUGUGACUUCGUGUGGAACUGGAGUAACUGCAUGCAUUCUUGCAUUGGGUCUUCAUCGUCUUGGAAAGACGGAUGUUCCGGUUUACGACGGAUCAUGGACCGAAUGGGGAUCAAAUUCUGAUACUCCUGUCGACUCCGCCGCACAAACACAAUAG
Lathyrus sativus (Indian pea) is the source of this 1146-nucleotide messenger RNA. The record is from the annotation of a GenBank genome assembly. NCBI's taxonomy places the organism in Eukaryota, Viridiplantae, Streptophyta, Magnoliopsida, Fabales, Fabaceae.